Molecule: messenger RNA, 2294 nt
Organism: Aplosporella prunicola CBS 121167
Lineage: Eukaryota; Fungi; Ascomycota; Dothideomycetes; Botryosphaeriales; Aplosporellaceae
Exons: 4
Coding region: 23-2014 (663 amino acids)
Biological process (GO): mRNA pseudouridine synthesis; tRNA pseudouridine synthesis
Cellular component (GO): nucleus
Molecular function (GO): pseudouridine synthase activity; RNA binding
Source: RefSeq, a predicted model, not a curated record
CCAUGCCCCCAGCCUUCUCACAAUGGAGCCGCAACCUGCUCAAGACCCUGCGCCUUCCGCUGCUGCGGAUGGCGAGACUGGUGAAAAGCAACAAUACCGCGAUAACGGCACUCGCGGCGGCAACAAGCGCAAAUGGCAGCAGAAUAAAUUCCAGCAUGGUAAGGGAGGUAAGAAGAGAGAUACUGGGAGAGCGGAGUAUUUUCGCAAUCAACCAGACAAGCGCAAGCGCAACGAGCGCGAGCAAGCUAAGCGCCGCAAGCUAGAGGAAGAGGGCCAGGAAAUUCAAUCCGUCCUCCCCAAGGGCUUUUCCCAGGAAGAGAUUGAGGCAGAGAGCAGACAGCCCAAGAGGAAGGUUGUCGUCAUGAUUGGCUACUCGGGCACUGGCUACAAGGGCAUGCAGAUCAUGCACACUGAGAAGACCAUCGAGGGUGACCUCUUCACUGCCUUUGUCAAGGCUGGAGCCAUUUCCAAAGCCAACGCCAACGACCCCAAGAAAUCGGCCCUCGUCCGCUGCGCCAGAACCGACAAGGGAGUGCACGCCGCUGGAAACGUCAUCUCGCUCAAGCUUAUUGUCGAGGACCCGGAUAUCGUUCAAAAGAUCAACAGCCACCUCUCGCCCCAGAUCAGAGUAUGGGGAAUCGAGCGCACGACUGGAAGUUUCAGCGCCUAUCAGGCUGUCGAUUCGCGUUGGUACGAAUAUCUUAUCCCGACAUACUCAUUCCUUCCGCCGCACCCGAACAGUUACCUUGGGAGGAAGCUCGUGGAAUUGGCCGAAGAGUGCAAUGACAUGGAAGGAUAUCAAUCGAGGCAGGCAGAGGUGGCCGAUUUCUGGGAGACGGUUGACCGGGAGCAGAUCCGGCCUGCGCUCGAUGAGUUGGAGCCGUGGGUCAGGGAGCUUGUCGAGAAGGCGCUCUACGAGUCGGAAACGGACCCCGAAGCCCCCAACAAGAAGACCAACGAGGCAGCGGCCGAAGAUGCGUCUGAUAUAACCCAGCCGGUUCGCGUGGUCGAGAAGAAGGAGGGCUCGGAAGGUGCUCUGCUGGCCGAUGACAACAAGAAGGGUGAGGUCAUUGAUGAGGAAAUGAAGGACGCCGCCGAUGAGAAGACAGAGGAGGCAGCCAUCAUCAUCAAGGUUGACAAGCCGACCAACCCGGGAGCGCCUGACGAGAUUCAACAAGGAGAAGACACCACGAGGCCUUCGGACGACACUGUACCUACUUCCGGAGAGGGUGUGCCGGCAGGGUUUGAGCACUUGACCAUCGAUCAGAGGAGAACAAUUGAUGCGGCCAUCAAGCACAUCAAGGGCAUCUACCUGGCGGCGAAGCAAGCGUACCGCGUCCCGGAAGCACGGCUCGACCGCCUGCGGGCCGCGCUGCAAGCCUACGAGGGAACCAAGAACUACCACAACUUCACCGUGCAAAAGAAGUUCAAGGACCCGUCCGCCAAGCGACUGAUCAAGUCGUUCAGGGUAGCCGAGAAGCCCAUCAUCAUCCACGACACGGAAUGGAUAUCGCUCAAGGUCCACGGACAGAGCUUCAUGAUGCACCAGAUCCGAAAGAUGGUGGGCAUGGCAGCUCUGGUUGUCCGCUGUGGCUGUCCCAUCUCGCGCAUCACGGAGGCCUUUGGCAACGUUGACGUGGCGAUUCCCAAGGUGCCUGGUCUGGGCCUACUUCUGGAGCGCCCCGUCUUCGACAGCUACAACGCCAAAGCCGCCGAGAAGUUUGGACGCGAGAAGGUCGAGUUCACAAAGUGGGAGAAGGAGAUGGAAGAGUUCAAGGAGACGGAGAUCUACCAGCGCAUCUUCCGUGAGGAGAACGAGCAGCACCAGUUCAACGCCUUCUUUUCCCACCUCGACGGCUACAGAGAGCCCUACUUCCUGUAUCUGUCCUCCAAGGGCAUCGCAGCGACGACGGGUGCGGAGAUGGAAAAGUCGAAGCAGAAGGGCAAUGCGGGGAAGAAGCCGCAAGAGCUCGAAUCGGAAGACGAGGGCAACGCGAACGGCGAUGACGGAUGAUGGGAGGGAGAGAAUCCAGGACCAUUCGGUACGAAGAAUUUGCGAUAUUGUUGAGCUGGCUAUUUUUUAUUUACUAGGUAUUGACCAUGUCACUGCGAAAGGCUCGCCGCAUCCGGGCUGGAUCGAUUGCUACCUACGGUACAAUUAUGUGCCGUGGCCUGAGAGGAAGGUAGGCGGCGAGUAUGGUUAGCAUACCAUCUCAUAGGAACAACUACAAAGUCCACAGAAGAAAAAGAAAAGAAGUAGCAAAGAUACUCCACAACACACAAAGGCCACGGCG